Diaporthe amygdali is the source of this 1218-nucleotide messenger RNA. RefSeq names its product dimethyladenosine transferase. The transcript has 2 exons. NCBI's taxonomy places the organism in Eukaryota, Fungi, Ascomycota, Sordariomycetes, Diaporthales, Diaporthaceae. The record is from RefSeq and is a predicted model, not a curated record. Gene Ontology annotation, biological process: rRNA methylation. Bases 1 to 1218 code for a protein of 405 amino acids. Gene Ontology annotation, cellular component: mitochondrial matrix. Gene Ontology annotation, molecular function: rRNA (adenine-N6,N6-)-dimethyltransferase activity.
AUGGGCAAAGCAUCUACUAAGCGCAAAGGCGCAUCGUCGUCCUCCUCUACUCCCUACGAACGCCCCUCCAAGAAGUCCGCCGGCGCCGCAGCCUCCAGCAAGAACAAUGUCUUCAAGUUCAAUACAAAUGUCGGCCAGCACAUCCUCAAGAACCCGGGUAUAGCAGACGCCAUCGUGGAGAAGGCCAACCUCAAGCCCACCGACACCGUCCUCGAGAUCGGCCCUGGAACGGGAAACAUCAGCGUGCGCAUACUGGAGCGGGCCAAGAAGCUGUACGCAGUCGAGUUGGAUCCGAGGAUGGCCGCAGAGAUCACCAAGCGUGUCAUGGGUACCCCCUCGCAGAAGAAACUCGAGGUCCUGCUGGGCGACGCUAUCAAGCUGGACUUCCCGCCUCACGACGUCUGCAUCUCCAACACCCCUUACCAAAUCUCCAGUCCCCUCGUCUUCAAGCUUCUCAGCAUGCCGAACCCGCCAAGAUGUUGUGUUCUCAUGUUCCAGAGAGAAUUCGCCCUCCGCCUAACAGCCCAACCGGGCGACGCCCUGUACAACCGACUCUCGGUGAACUCGCAGUUCUUCGCCAAGAUCACGCACAUCAUGAAGGUCGGCAAGCAGAACUUCAAGCCCCCGCCGCAGGUGGAGUCGUCGGUGGUGCGCAUCGAGCCGAAGCUCGGCAAGGACAGGCCGGCGGUCAGCUGGUCCGAGUUUGACGGCCUGCUGCGCAUCGUCUUCAGCCGCAAGAACAAGACGGUGCGCGCCAGCUUCAGCACCAAGGAGGUCCUGGCCAUGAUCGAGAAGAACUACCGCACCUGGUGCGCCAUCAACGACGUCCCCGUGGACGACAGCGAGGUCGAGGGCGGCGGCGGCGCCGCGGACGACGAUGAGGAGGACAUGGGCAUGGAUGUCGACGACAACGCCGGCCCCUCGGCCGGCGGCGACGACGACGAGUGGGGCGGCAUCAUGGACGUUGAUGGCGAGGAUGCCGGCGAUGACGACGUGCCCGCCUUCUUCAAGGAGCAGGCGGCCGCGGCGACGGCGGGCCAGAUCGCCAAGACCCCCAGCAGGAAGAAGAAGACCAAGGUCGCGGAGCUGGUGCGGGCCAAGGUGCAGCGGGUGCUCGAGAGCACGGAACUCGCUGACAUGCGCGCGGGGAAGCUGGGCGAGAAUGCGUUCCUGAGGCUGCUGUACGCUUUCAACAAGGAACACAUCCAUUUCGCAUAG